AUGCUUUCCGCCCUCAAGGUUCAAUCCAGUAUUAAAAAUCUGUUCGCCAUCAUUGAGCAUCAAAGAUUGUUCUUAAUGGAUUUCUUUUUUGGAAAUGUUGGGUUUCUGAAUGUCGACAUAGAAAAUGAUGAUGGCUAUGAGAAUUAUAUUUAUCACCCACAUUCAGGGCCAGCAUCUGGGCUGGUCAUCAAUCCAUUUUCCAUGUCAAAGAUUUUCAGUUCUUGCUAUGGUGGAUUGAUCAGGUUGAUGGAUGUAGAGGAGAUGUUUGAUUUGAUUUUCAGUUCUUGCUAUGGUGGAUUGAUCAGGUUGAUGGAUGUAGAGAAGGAGAUGUUUGAUUUGGGGCAUGGAGGAGUCAAUGUAUGGGAUUUGAAAGCAGGAAAACCCCUGUCAUCUUGGAAUUUACACGACGAUAGGAUCAAUACCAUAAACUUUAACCCAGAAAAUAGUAAUAUGAUGGCUACAAGUUCCUCAGAUGGCACUGCUUGCAUUUGGGAUUUAAGACACAUGGAUGCAGAUAAACGUAAAUAUUUGUCGAAGACUCUUUGCCAUGAAAGAGCCGUGCAUUCUGCUUACUUUUCACCUUCUGGAAGAUUUCUGGCGACAACAAUUCUUGAUGACCAAGUUGGCUUAUUAAGUGGAGCAAAUUAUGAGGAAACAUCUAUGGUUAAUCAGAAAAGCAGGCGUAAUUCCGCGUAUGGCUUCAGUAAAUUCGAAUUUUGA
Molecule: messenger RNA, 720 nt
Organism: Fraxinus pennsylvanica
Lineage: Eukaryota; Viridiplantae; Streptophyta; Magnoliopsida; Lamiales; Oleaceae
Source: the annotation of a GenBank genome assembly